CUUUCUUAACUACUUUAUAAUAUGAGUGCUUAUAAAAUGAAGUAUUGCUUUUGUUCAAAUCAACUGAUAAGUUAAUAUCGCUUGAUUUUUGCCUAUUAAUUGAUAAGACAUGGGCAUAGAUAUUCUAUGAAAGGAUAGCAUUUAAAAGGUCAUCAACAUUAUGAGCAAUAACUUAACUAUAAAGGCCAUUUGACUCACAUUGGAAUGGUUUAGUAAAAAAAAUUAGGAUAGCUGAUUAGAGAAGAAUAUAUUAGUUAAAAGAAACUCUUAGGACAAAAUUAUGAUAUAAAUGAGAUUUCAAUUUAUUCAUCUAAUUCAAGUAGAUGCCUUCAGAGCGCUAAUUCUUUCAUGUAAGGCCUAUAUCCAGAAGAAUCUGUUUAAAUCAAUAGUCGCAGUAUUUAGAAUUAUCAAAUAAAUCCACCAUAUUUUUGUGAUAAUUCUUAAAAUAAUAACUAGUAAAUUCAAUAAACACUUGAAUUUUAAGGGUGUGAUUUGAAAGUUUAUCCUUUUCCAAUUAGAAAUUUCGGAGUUGAUGAUCAUAUUUUAAAUCCAACUUUACCAAACAAAAAAAACGUUAUUGAUGAAUAGAAAAAGUAAAAUAUGAAAGUUGUAUAAGAAGAAAUUUAAUAAUUUGAAAAGGAGUUAAAAUAAAUAAAAAACAAGAUUAAACUUCAUGAAGAUUUUAAUCAUUUCGAUGUAUCUUCUUUGUUUGACAUAUCUCUCAGUUAAAAAUAUUUUGGAAUAAGCUAUAAUUUAAGUGAAUUCGAAUAUGAUUUAUUAAACUAUCUUAAAGCUUUCUAAAAGUUGCAUGGAUAAUAUACAUAAUAUUACAGUAGAGUAACUAUAAGUCCCUUGCUUAAUUACUUACUUAAGAUAAUUGAUCUAAAAAUACAAAAUUAAAUUAAUAUGAAUAUGAUAAUUGGAAUUACUCACGAUAGUAGGAUUGUUCCACUGUUAUAAUUGUUUGAAUUGAUAAAUUUAAAUAAAUAAAAGAGCGAACUAUAUUCUUAAAUAAAAACUAUAGAAUAAUAUCCUCCAUAUUGUGCUAAUUUUACAUUCGAAUUAUAUUAAAAACAGAAUGAUAUAAAAACCACAUCAAUAUUAGAUAAUAAAAUAAAUGAAAGUUUUAAAAUUAGAAUUAAGUAUAAUGGAAAAUAUAUUAAUAUUCCAAAUAAUCAAAAUAAACUCUUAGAUAUCGCCUAGUUUUAAUCUUUCAUUAAAAGUCAUAUUGUUUCAGAUUAAGAAUAUAAUACAUUUACAGGUUCAAAUAUCUAAAUUUAGCAAUUUUUGGAGUCAUUUAUUUCUUCAAAAAAGUGA
Molecule: messenger RNA, 1317 nt
Organism: Tetrahymena thermophila SB210
Lineage: Eukaryota; Ciliophora; Oligohymenophorea; Hymenostomatida; Tetrahymenidae
Product: histidine phosphatase family (branch 2) protein
Exons: 1
Biological process (GO): dephosphorylation
Molecular function (GO): phosphatase activity
Source: RefSeq, a predicted model, not a curated record